This is a messenger RNA of Cuscuta campestris, 957 nucleotides long. NCBI's taxonomy places the organism in Eukaryota, Viridiplantae, Streptophyta, Magnoliopsida, Solanales, Convolvulaceae. The record is from the annotation of a GenBank genome assembly.
CUGGUCCGAAUUGGCACUUAGACUCUGGAGCAAUGACUCACGUGACUUCUGAUUUAUCAAGACUGCGGAAUUCUCAUCCCUAUCAAGGCACCAAUUUUGUCUCCACCGCUGGGGACAGUCUCUACCAAUUGCUCAUAUUGGCUCAGGUCAGGUUACCACACCCACAGGAAUGGUUGUAACCACCAGAUCCCAAGCCAAGAAAGCUGAGAAGUUGGGCGUAUCAGAAUCAAAGUUUGAAUCUGGAGAGAUUAACGAGAAAACAUGGCGAGACUGGAUGACGAACUGGGCUGUAAUGCAUAAGGCCAGGGAACUUUGGAUCCAAGAAAUCUUCUGUGAAAAACAACGCGCGGAGAAUCCAGCCUUGUUAAGAACACAUAAGCUCAGAUACGUUGCAAGAAGAGAAUGGGAUUCCAUUGCUGAUACUGAGAAAGCUCCCUUUAUUACCAAGGCCUUGGAUGCAUUGGCUCCAGGCCCUGUACUAGCGGGGGCACUCACUAGGAAAGUUGUGAAGAAAACAAGCAAGCAAACAAGAGAGUCAGAAUACUGUCAUGCUUGUGCCAGUUUCAGGGAAGACUUCUACGGGAGUCACUUUAUGACUCAUUCAGACUACAAACUAACAGAGGAGGUCAGGGACGCUGCAAGCAGGACAUGGGCUUCUUUGGAUGAGGGUGCCAGAGCUGCGUAUUUUGCCGAGGGCAAGAAAAGGGAGGCUGAUAGCGAUGAGGUUUUCGAGUAUCUUCAACACAACGAGACUUAUAAGGCUCGACUCUUAUCUUACAUGUUUUAGUUGUCAAAACGAAGUUCUUAUUGGUUCGUUUUCUAGAUACGAAAAUCAAUGAAAUAUUUUUUUUGCACUCAAGCUCGUUUUCAUUUUCUGGUUUUUUUAUAAAUAUUUUUGCCCAAUUCCCAUAAUCGCAACUCUUGUAUGUAUACAUUAAAUUAAUUAUGUGUCCCUUG